GAUUAAUUGAUAAAAAAUAAAAUUAUUAAUGCUAAAGUGACUUUUUAGAAGGAUUUUUAUUAUUAAUCUAUGUAGAUAAAUUUUUCAUUACAUUUUAGCUUUCAUUUAAAUGGUUUUAAUGGCGAAGAGGGAAAAUUUGUACAAAAAAUUAUAAAAUGCGAUUUUCGCGCCACCCACCCGAUUUGCGGAAGUGCGAACAUGUGUCCGGUCCUUUCUUUCAACAUGGCUGAACAGACCGAAAGAGCUUUUCAGAAGCAACCGACUGUUUUUCUUAACAGGAAAAAGAGUCUACUCUCUGGUAAAUCCAAGAAGCUCCGUUAUGUCCGAAAUAUCGGUCUUGGAUUUAAAACCCCCAGAGAAGCCAUCGAUGGAACUUAUAUCGACAAGAAAUGCCCGUUCACAGGAAACAUUUCCAUCCGCGGCCGAAUUUUGACAGGCGUUGUAUUGAAAAUGAAAAUGCACAGAACGAUCGUAAUUCGUCGUGAUUACUUGCAUUACGUAAAGAAGUACAACCGUUUUGAGAAACGCCAUAAGAACAUGUCGGUUCAUCUAAGCCCAUGCUUUAGGGAUGUUAGAGUUGGAGAUUUAGUGACGGUUGGAGAAUGCCGCCCACUCAGUAAAACCGUUAGAUUUAAUGUCGUUAAAGUAUCAAAGGGUACUGGAAAAUCUUCAAAGAAAACUUUCGACAAGUUUUGAAGUAUACCACGUUAACAAUACAGUCUAAAGUGUGACUUAA
Messenger RNA from Dimorphilus gyrociliatus, 736 nucleotides. Lineage: Eukaryota; Metazoa; Annelida; Polychaeta; Dinophilidae. The record is from the annotation of a GenBank genome assembly.